Messenger RNA from Telopea speciosissima, 4139 nucleotides. Its product is annotated as pentatricopeptide repeat-containing protein At1g63400-like. The transcript is spliced from 3 exons. Lineage: Eukaryota; Viridiplantae; Streptophyta; Magnoliopsida; Proteales; Proteaceae. Bases 179 to 3172 code for a protein of 997 amino acids. Gene Ontology annotation, molecular function: protein binding. The record is from RefSeq and is a predicted model, not a curated record.
CUCUCAAACCCUCCGGUAAAGCAGAUUCGAGGUGCGCUGCUGUUGUAAUUAUAAUUGCAGUGAAACCCUCUUCCUAAUAUUCGGAAUCCACGAAAAGCUUGUAGCAGUUGAAAGGAUUCUUUUACAGAGAAGAGGAGUUACUGAAGAAUCACGAAAACCCUCGUGUUUUGCCGAUGAAAUGGUGUUGAGAGCUGCAGUUUCUUCCCUCUCUUCAUUGUGUUGCUUCCACCGUCCUGCCAGAACGAGUAUUCUCUCUAUACGCUCUGUUCAUUCUUUUUAUGAGGAUUUAGCUGGAGUGAAUAUACUUGAUUCUGAAAUUGUACAGAAGUCUAACUCUGAUUGUCGUGAUCAGGUCAUCGAGUUUGAAGCUUUUGUGACUGAUUUGUGUCAGUCAAAUUAUGUCUGUUAUGAAGACGCAUUGGGUUUGUUUAAUCAAAUGGUUGAGUUACGGCCAACGCCGUCGAUUUAUACGUUUAGUCUUGUUUUAAGAGCAAUUUACAGUAAUAAGCGGUACUCUACUGUGGUUUCUCUGUAUAGGAAGAUGCUUUCGAUCGGAAUCACGCCGGAUAAGUACACACUCACUGUUCUGCUUCACUGCUAUUGCCAUUUGAAUUUUGUUGAUAUGGGUUUUGCAGUUUUCGGAUGUAGGCUGAAACGGGGUUAUGAUCCCGACACUGUAAUUUUUACUUCCUUGAUUAAGGGUCUCUGUAGUGGUGACAGGAUAGUUGACGCAAGUAUAUUGCUUGAGAAGAUGAGAGAAUUGGGUUGCCCACCUGAUGUGAUUACAUAUGGAUUUGUCAUUAAUGGGUUUUGCCGAUCCGGAAAGACUGCUAUGGCUCUUGGGUUACUUAGGGAAAUGGAGCAGCUUGGUUGCAAACCAAAUGUGAUCGCCUACAACAUGGUUAUUGACCGUCUAUCGAAAGAUGGAUCAGUGAAUGUGGCACUGGGGGUGUUACAAGAAAUGACCCACAAGAGUAUUUCACCGGAUGUCACUACUUACAGUUCUCUCAUUCAUGGGUUAUGCUUAUCAGGCCAUCAUAAAGAGGCCACAAGAUUUUUCUAUCGAAUGAUGUAUCAACGCAUUCGACCUAAUGUGAUAACAUAUAACAUAUUGAUGCAUGCUCUCUGCAAGGAAGGGAUGGUCCGAGAAGCGCAUGGACUGUUGUUUGUGAUGAUUCGAAAAGGGGAAAACCCCAAUAAGGAGUCAUAUAACACCUUGAUGGGUGGGUAUUGCUCAGUAGGCAAGGUAGAUAUUGCUGUCAAGCUCUUUGAUUCCUUGGUGACUAAGGAUUUUGAGUUGGAUGUUGUCAGCUAUAAUGCAUUAAUUAAUGGGUUUUGCUGUAGUGGGAGAAUAGAUGAGGCUGUGAAGUUGUUUGAGAAAAUGCUUCACAAGGGAUUGGAGCCCACUACUAUCCAUUACACCACUCUAAUGCAUGGAUUUUUUGAAGUUGGUAGAGUUGAGGCAGCACAGGCUCUAUUCAAUGAGAUGGUAGAUAAAGGAAUUUCUCCAGAUGUUGUCUCUUAUAAUUCCUUAGUUCAUGGUCUUUGUGAUCUGGGUUUUAUGAAGGAAGCUAAAGAGUUGCUGUAUGACAUGGUGAAAAGAGGAAUUUUUCCAAAUGUUGUCACUUAUAGUUCUCUCAUACAUGGUUACUGCAAUUUGGGACAGUUGCAAGAAGCAAGUAGAGUUUUGGGCGAAAUGCUUAAUCAAGAAAUCCUUCCUGAUGUCCUGACAUUUAACAUAUUAAUGACUGGACUUUGUGAGGAAAGGAAGACUAAAGAAGCACACAGGCUGUUAGAAAUGAUGAUCCAAAGAAGCAAUGAACCUGAUAGAGUUACAUACCAUAUAUUGAUAGAUGGAUGUUUUUCGGCUGGUGAAAUAGAUGAUGCCAUAAUGCUCUUUGAUUCCAUGUUGGCAAGAGGGCUUACUCAUGAUCUUAUCAGCUAUACUACAUUGAUAAAUGGGUAUUGCAAGAAUAGAAGAAUAGACAAGGCUGUAAAGAUUUUUAGGGAAAUGCCCUCAAAAGGACUGAAAGCUACAGUUGUUACCUACAGUACUCUGCUUGGUGGAUUGUGCCAGUCUGGUAGGGUUGAGGCUGCACGUAAUCUCUUGAGUGAGAUGGUGAAUCGAGGGAUUUCUCCAAAUGUAAUCACUUACAAUUCAAUGAUUCAUGGACUUUGCAGUUCAGGUUUGUAUAAGGAAGCCAGGGAAUUUUUUAAUGACAUGGUUGAUAGAGGAAUUUCACCAGAUGUCCUCACUUAUAACCAUGUAAUUCAUGCCUAUUGCAUUUCAUGCCAUUGGGAAGAAGUCUCUAAAUGUCUUUCAGAAAUGAUGGUUCGAAGAAUUUGCCCGAAUGUUACAACAUUCAACAUAUUGAUGGAUGCUCUUUGCAAAGAGGGAAAGGUUGGAGAAGCACAUGCAUUCUUUGUUCAAAUGACUUAUAUAGGUGAGAAGCCUGAUAUGAUGUCAUAUAAUACAUUAAUGGAUGGAUAUUCUUCGGCAGGCCAAGUGGAUGAUGCCUUAAAACUAUUUCAUCUUAUGCUGGCUAAUGGUCUUGUGCCAGAUUUUGUCACUUACCAUGUGUUAAUUACUGGGUAUUGCAAGACUAAGAGAAUAGAUGAGGCUUUGAGGUUCAUUCAGGAAAUGAACAACAAGGGCCUGAAGCCCACAACAAGUGUAUACAAUACGUUACUAGAUGGACUUUGGGAAGCUGGUAAAGUUGAAGCUGCACAAACACUAUUCAAUGAAAUGGUACCAGAUAUUGUAACCUACAACACAAUGAUCAAUGGCCUUUGUAGGAGGGAGCUGCUCGUAGAGGCUACAAGAUUGUUUGCAGAAAUGGAAGAAAAGGGCUACCUGCCAAAUACAGUUACAUUUAAUACCAUGGUCCAUGGGUUUUGUCGAAUCAAUGAGAUCCACAAAGCAAUGAAAUUUCUCCAGAAGAUGGCAGAAAGAGAUGUUCCACCUGAUAAAUGUACUGUUUCUAUUAUAGUUGAUUUUCUGUCAAAGGUUGAAAAGCAUCAAGAACUAAAGGAAUCACUCCUUACAUUUUUCCCAAAGCAUUAUGGAGAUGUUACAAGUGUUUCAUCAUUGAUUUCAUCUGUCAAGGGCCGCUUAAUUUUUGGUGAAGAAUUUGAUACAGUAAAGCAAUCAUCUGAAAGAUCCAUUGAGUGAAAGUAAGUUUACAUAAUGAAGCAAGUAUUUUUCAAUAUCUGAAGCACUUAGAUAAUUUGAUGGAUUAAUUGUUUAAAGGAGAAUAUGUCUUGAGUUUUCUAUUCUUUUUUUCCUUUAGGUAGAAGCUGGGAUUGAGAAGUUUCCUUAAAAGUUGCCGCAAGAAGCACCAUCCAAGUGAGCAUAUCACUUUCAAUUUUAUAGACAUGAUGGCUGAAAUUUGAUGUGAGCAAAGGACCUUGGGGUCUACCAAUCCUCAAAAUUUGCAUCCCAUCUGACAUACCAUUUGGCAGAUAUAGUGGCCAAUCAGAUAAACCUCUCUAGUUAAUGCAGUGAUGUAUUGAUUGUGAUGAUUGUGGGCAUGCUACUGUCAUUCAGGGUAAACUUGUGCCUAUAUGUUGGAUGGUUUAAUUCUGAAGAUGAGAAUUACAUCUUACAUCUUUCCAAAGCAUGAUGGAAAAGUUGAAUGAUUAGUGCUUCAUCAUUGAUUUCAUCUAUAAAAGGCCACUUAACGUCUGAUGAAGAUUUUGGUACGGUACAACAAUCAUUGAAAAGAUAUAAUGAGUUAAAGUGAGUUGUCUCCUUUACAAAUGAAGCAUUUAUAUUUCAAUACUUGAAGCACUUGGAUAAAUUGAUGACGAAUGGGUUAAAGAAGGAGAAUGCCUCAUGAAUUUCCUAUCCUUUUUCGUUUGAUGGAAUCUGGGUUGAGAAGUUCUCUUCAAAAUUGCUGCAAUGGGCACUGUCCAAAUGAGCAUGUUACUUUAAAUGUUACAGACAUGAUGGUAAUUUCUCUCUCUCUCUCCCCACAUUUCACCGUCUCUUCUGCAUAUAUAUAUAUAUGUAUACUGGCAAACGUCUUCAUCAACUGGCCUCAAGCUGCCCUGUUUUAUUAUCUUUCCCUUUUCCCUGUUUCACUGGCUCUUUUACUUCAGGACUAGGAUUUGAGUAACUAUUUAUUUCUCUGUCUUCC